AUGGCCGACCAAGCGUGUCCAUCGUCAUCGUCUUCAACGCAAAACAAUCUGGUGCAACAGUUAUGUAGGCUUGUAGAAAACCUACAUAAACAAAAUAACACCACGCAAAGACGGGCAGAUACCCGAGAUAAUAGGCCUGAAACCGUUGGGGAAGCCAUAAGUAGAUUAUUUCCAAGCGUAAAUGGUAGAUCGAAUAAUUCAAGUGCUCAGGUUACAACAACCCAAGGCGAAGCAAGCGGCACCAGCAGUGGUAAUCAUAAUGGGGCUUCAAACAGUGUACCUCGUUUUGAACCACAACAGGGCGCACCGAAACAAGGGAAACGAAAAAAGCCGUACUCUAAGAAAAAAUCCUCUGGAUCCGCUGGAGUAAUGAAGGAUAUCAUACUGCUGCCAAAUCCCAGGAUGAAAUUGUUGCCACGUGGUCGUAUUAGAGAAGAGCUAUAUGUUCGAGGAUUUGUCACGACAGCCGUCAACUUACAUCACCAAUGAAAUGACCGCUUCGGAAAUUGAAGGGCACUUUGCAACCUUGUUUUCAAAUAAACUGAAAGGAAGACCUUUCAACUUUGUGAGGGCUGUUGGGAACAAAAUCGUCGAUGUUAAUCUGGCCCAAGGAAUCACAGGAAAAAUUUUAAAGCACAUAUGUGGACAAGGUCCAGUGUAUUUGCGUUGUGUUCGACCCACAGAUACAGAAUACGCAUGGGUUGAAGAGGAAGAAGAUUCAGAAGAUGAUGGUAUUGAUGGGGUUGAUGAAGGUGAGAGGGGAUUGGACGAUCUUCCCGAAAGUGGUUUGGGUGGUGGCAGUCAUACCGUGUCUACUCCAGUUACAGCUCAUAGUGCCAAUGUGGUGCAAGUAGAUGAUAAUGUGACUAGUCGGUCAAACACGUUGAACAGUGUACGAAAUACUGAUAUUUUGCAAUAUUUUUCCACCCCAGCAUCGAGUACAUCCAAUCAGUCACUGGUUGGUAGUGUAGCUUGCCCUACAUGUCAUGUGCAAUUCCCAGUUAGGGAAAUUGAACAGCAUGCUGACCAAUGCUGUGAAAGAGUUUCCUCUGAGGCCUCUCUCUAUGAGACAUGGGUUCUUAAUCCAAUAGACCUCACAGGUGAGAAUAUACUAUUACUUUUUAGUGUUUUAUAUAAAUAAUGCAUGUACAGUAUGUGUGUAUAUACGAUAUUGGAGUAAUGGGGUGUACAUGCCGCAAUGUAAAUAUGUAUUUAAACUAUUCAGGUGACGAUGAUGUCAUGGCCGAGGAAGACAAGGAUAGCCAACAUGUGAAUGAUAUGCAGACUGACACAGCCACUACUUCAAAAGAGCUUAUACAAAAUCUUGCAUUGAAUAUACCAAGUGCUACUCAGCUGAUAUCUGUUCGCCGCAAAUUUCUGUGGGAUGAUUAUGUGACUUGUAGGAAGAAAUCAUGGUUCAAGACAUAUGCAUGGUUGCGAGUUCAUUUCGUUGGUGAAGAGGCAGUGGAUGGUGGUGGGCCUCGUCGGGAAUUCUUUACUGGUAAAUAUGGCAACAGUGAAUAUGGACUCUUUAUAUAUAUAGGCCAAAUAAAGACUGUAGACUGACAGUCAAAAGCUGGUUUUUAAAUAAAAUUUACAAUCAGGUCCAUGGGCCAAAAAUUAAUAUGAAUAAUCCUGGUCGUGCGUCUAUCAUUUUUAAUCUAUAAAACAGAUUUAUUGAAUAAGGCGUAAAAAAAUACCUGUGGUUCUGGUUUCAUAUUGCGAAAAAAUUAGGGUUGGUAGGUCGGAAAUAAUUUUUUUUUGAAUAUUUUUUUCAUGGUUUUUUUCAAUAAUUAGUGUGACAACAGACUGACACCAUUUUGGCAGUAGCCCGCAACCACCUGGAGAAAAUAGUGUCACACGGUCAAUCGCGUUGCAAAAAUAAUAGGGUCGGCCGGCAGUGUGACCAGAUUUGGUAAUUUUAAUUACUUUUGGUAAUAUUUCGCGAUUUUUCUGACUUUUUUGGUAAUUGAAAAUUUUUGGUAAUUAUUUUUUUAGUAAUUUCUCUUAAACAUGAAAUUCAACCAAAUACACCAUAAUGUAACAACCUGUUAUUCAAAAAUUCAAUGAGAACAGUUGCAGGUCCAUGCUUGCAAAGCUGUACAUCCAAAUUGCAAGCUUCUGGCCCAAGCUGUCCAGCUGAAUGGAGGAAAUCCUGCUGAUCACCACUCACCCUAUGCUGGUUGCGGGCUUAAGGACCCGGGGCCCGGGCCCAAUCAUGGCAGCAUCAUAUUUGCAUUUUGCACAAUUGCAACCAAAAAGUACAAGUGAGAAAGAAAAACAUGGAAAAAACAUAGUUUCAGUGAUGGAAAGCGUUUUACUGAUUUUGUUCUGCUGAGAUGUUUUAUUGAUUUUCAGACCACUUUGGUUGACAGCGGAAAUUUAGUAAUUUUUUCUACGUUUUGGUAAUUUUUUGCAUGCUUAUUUAGUAAUUGCCUUGCACAAUAUCUUGUCACACUGUCGGUCGGGAACCACAGGUACUAUUUUUACGCCUAAGUGUUACCACGUACGUAGAGGAAAUUUUGUUGAUUGAAGAACACUUCAAGAAACCUGGAUGGAAUUUUUUGGCAAGUACUGUAGAAGCAAAAAAAAAUUAAAAAACAAAGAAAUCUGGAAGGAAAUUUUCAGUUUCGCAAGCAGAAACAAAGAAAAAACAUGGAAAUUUUAAUUUUAAAAAUAUAUAAGUUGAAGCACAUAGUCAUCAUAUAUUUGAGUGAAUGUUAUUUAGUACGAUUAUAUUUACAAUUCAAAUUUAAAUGCUUGGUGGUGUGGUAUAAAAUGGCCAAUUGGCAAUUUUAUACCACCAAUCUCUCAUCCAAAAAUCAAAUCCUAAAAUAAAGUAAAGGCAAGUGUUUGAGCCAAAAUAUUUAAAUUCUUGUUUAUAUCAGAUAAGAAGUCCCAUCUUAAUCUUGACCAAGAAUUUUUAACUAACUUUUGUGUAUCAGAAACACAGUUUCCGCUGUAUAAACUCAUAAAAAAAAUGUUGUUAUACGCUGUAUAAACUCAGGAGGAAUUAAUCCUACUGAUUCAAAAUUUUUGGUGAACACUCGUAAUAAUGAUAUAAACAACAUUUAAAACGUCUACUGGAAUUGUGUAUUUGUUUUAUUUUAGAAAUGCUGGAUGCAAUAGAAACCCGUCUUUUUGUUGGCGACCCAGAGACUUUCCAGAUUGAUAACCAGACAGCAAGAGUUCCAUAUGAUAGUACACUUGCAAUGACCAGUGGCCACUUUCAAAUUGCUGGAGAACUUAUGGCAGCUUCCAUUGUCCAGGGUGGUCCUGCGCCAGAUUUUUUGGCUGAAUGGGUAUACAAGUAUCUUUCAUCAGGGAUAGAAGGAAUUACGGUUGAUGAAAGCAAGAUUGAAGAUCAAUCAGUUAGACAACUUAUAACAAGAGUAAGUAUAUUUUUUAUCUUAUUUUACCAGAUGAUUACAUUGAAAUAGAAUAAAAAAUAUUUAUUCAGAAAUAAUAAAAUCUCUAUGCAUAUCUUUAUAUGUAUGUAUAUAUUAUGUCUACGCAUAAAAUACCAUCUCACAAACUGUAGGUUUCAUUAUUUUGUGAUUAACCCAUUAAGCGGUAGUGCACUCAAAUAUGCCAGAUGUAUUUUACUCUAAUGCAAGAUUAUUUUACUUCUAGACUAUUUUAUUUUGCUUGCAUGGGCUACCGCACCAUACUCCACUUUUCAUUUUUGUUUAAAAAGACUGCGGGAUCAUUGUGUUUCAUUCUUCUAUUUGUGGUUACAAACAGUAGACUCAGACAAAAAGUUUCAAGAUUUGCUUAUGCAAGACAAUGUUUUGGACCAACUUUCCAAAAUUGGAUAUAGAGGUGUGCCUCAUAGAGAAUCAUUGAAAAAUAAACCAUCCCUGAUAAGGUAUGCUAUAUGGACACUGUGAUAUAUUGUUUAUAAAUUAACGUUUGAUCUAGUUAUUACUUUCAUAAAGUGUGUGGCAAUUACUGGUUAAACCAAACUAGGACAAUUGCAUACAAAAAUCACUAUUGCAUACACGCUUUAUGUUAGUAGUAAAUUUGCGAGUUGUUUUUUUUUGUAGAUCUUUAUUUAUCAAGUAUUAUCUGACACCGAAAUUACCUAUGCUCGAUCAACUAGCAGAAGGCUUGAAGUUGUUUGGCGUGUUGGAACUGAUAAAAAAGCACGAGAAUGAAAUGAGACAAGUUUUUACUCACAGUGCCAGCAGCAUCAUCACAGAUGAUCGAUGAUCGAUCUUCUCAAGCCUAUUUACGAUGAUAACACCCAAAGGAAAGAAAUAGAGAUUAACACAUACAAAGCUAUGUGUGACUUUGUGCAGGAACUACAUCACAAAGGUUUGUUUUAAGACUAAGUGUUUUCAUAUAGUACUGUAUAUACUGUUCAAAUGCCAUCUUAAUUUGAGCAAUAAAAAUACUUUAAACCCAUGACAAGUAGAAUGUAAGUUAUAUACAUUUGUGUCUAUUUCUUUUCUGUUUAUACCUUAGGAAUACCAGAAUGUGAUUUAGCAGUUGGGGAUUUGCUCAAGUUCAUCACAGGGGUGAGAAAAAUACCUGCAUUGGGUCUCCCCAAACAGAUUGCAAUUUACUUUAUUCAUGAAUGUGAUCAGGUGAAAUGCAAAUGCAGACCCAAGGCAUCUACCUGUGACUUGCAUCUUCGAUUGCCUGUACACUACCAAACUGCUGAGGAUAUGAUUGCAGCAUGGAUGUCUGCUCUGAAAGAGUGCAAAGGAUUUGGGCACCUUUAA
Molecule: messenger RNA, 4727 nt
Organism: Paramuricea clavata
Lineage: Eukaryota; Metazoa; Cnidaria; Anthozoa; Malacalcyonacea; Plexauridae
Source: the annotation of a GenBank genome assembly